UUGAAGGUUGGUAGGCCUAUAUGUAGGCAGCGACCCACUACGCACAGAGAAGUGCCGAGCAGAGAGUAAAUAGGUGCAAAUAACACACUCUAAGGAAUAUAUAUACCUACAAGCUGUUCUGACAGCUGAGUUCGUGUAUUGAUUUAAAGAGUCAAAUAUGGCUUAGGCCUAAUAUCAGAGCGAUAAAAGGAUUUGCGCCGUGUAUUGUUAUGUAUACUAUUGCAGCCAGAUGUCCCGCUUGUUGUUUUGUGGACGAUAACAAAUAGUGAUGGGGAGGACAAGCGUAAAUGUAGACUGCAGGAGAACAUCACAUUGUCUUCCGAUACAUUGAGAUUUUGGUGUUGAUCGUGAGAGUCACCGUGAAUGUUACUGCUGUCCUGAGAAGGACUACCUCCUCGUAGUUACCGAUGUUUAACCAACGUUACCGAUACAGGUAGAGCGGGGUGGAGAGCCUUUUAAUCUUGGGCCGAUGAAAAAUGACGGAGGCCACACCUGAAGGCGGUAGCCCCCAGAGGUACUUUCCAGGCUUCAGGACGUCCGGCCGACGUGUACUCUUCCUGUGCUUUUUCCUGAUUGCCUACGUCUGCCUGGCCGCCGGCGUCUUCAAGGUAUUGGAGGAUCCCUGGGAGCAACAGGAGAUCACCCGACUCCGGGAUGUCCUAGAUACAUUCCGACGUAAUACCCAUUCAUGCAUAGCAGAUGAAGAACUGGAGAACUUUAUCAUUGAAGUGGUCAGGGGAGCUAACCGGGGAGUGUCCGCUGUUAGGAACGUGACCAUGUCCGAGUCCAACUGGAGCUUUGGACAAGCCAUGUUCUUUGCCACAACUAUCCUCACUACGAUAGGGUACGGUCGAGUAACGCCCUUGUCUGAUGCCGGUAAAGGGUUUUGUAUAGUGUAUGCUAUAAUAGGAAUACCGCUGACUCUAAUCAUGUUCACUGCUAUAGUUGAGAGGAUUAUGAUACCGGUCACUAAAUUAUUGGAUCUGCUGCUCCGGAAACUAGGCCAUUUGUACAAGGUUUUCCACAUUCGUCUGCUGCAUCUCUUCUUGAUCUUCGUCAUUGUGCUCAUUUUCGUGUUCCUUAUUCCUGCUGGAAUUUACGCUGCUUUAGAACCUACCUGGAAUUACCUGGACUCGUUUUACUAUUGCUUCAUCUCCAUGACAACCAUCGGCCUGGGGGAUUACAUACCUGGUGAUAAUCCUUAUCAGCCCUACCGACCAUUAUACAAAGUGGCUACAACAGGUUAUUUGAUAUUUGGGUUGAUCAUGAUGAUGCUUCUACUUGCGGUUAUCUAUGAAAUACCGGAGCUAAAUAUAGGUUUUCAUUUCUACCUGAAAAAUGAAAACGAGGACGACGAGAGAAUGCGACUGCGUGCCAGCGACACUUCCGGUCCAAAAUACACGCAGCAGGUCAACGAAGUGUCUAACGCUGGUUACCCUGGCGACCAGCCGUGAACAGGAAGUAAUCUCCACGCAGCUCGAAAUGUCGUCAGAGUACAGGCUCCAGGAGCAUGACUCUGCGACUAAGACGAGCAUUGAGAUGUUUAAACGUUUGGAUUAGGAUUCGGAUUUGGAUUUUAGUUGUCAUCGGCAAGACGUUUUGGUGGAAGUAGGUUUGGAAAAAAACGUUUUUGGCAGACCAUCGCAUUGUGUGAUACAAAAGCAUUAU
This is a messenger RNA of Liolophura sinensis, 1668 nucleotides long. RefSeq names its product potassium channel subfamily K member 1-like. NCBI's taxonomy places the organism in Eukaryota, Metazoa, Mollusca, Polyplacophora, Chitonida, Chitonidae. Gene Ontology annotation, molecular function: outward rectifier potassium channel activity; potassium ion leak channel activity. Gene Ontology annotation, biological process: stabilization of membrane potential; potassium ion transmembrane transport. The transcript is spliced from 4 exons. Gene Ontology annotation, cellular component: plasma membrane. The record is from RefSeq and is a predicted model, not a curated record. Bases 477 to 1454 code for a protein of 325 amino acids.